UGACGAUUCGCCACCGGUCAGUGUUGCUCGAAGUAGUGGCGUGUGAGGUUACGAGUCGUUCAGCUGUUCGUUGUACCUAGCUCCUGUUCGGUUAAUGGAAGGUGGCUGCUGAGUGUUGAUCAUCGUUCUAACUUUGACGCGUGACGCAGAGCGUUGCAUCGCACCGAGCUGUUCACUGCAAGCUUGCUUGUGGGCCCCCACUUAUACCUUAGCUUGAACAUCUUAUCUAUUAAAGUUAACAUGAGUCUGGAGUUCCAGCUCGUAGAUGAGCUACGAGAGAAGCUUCAAGAAGCCAACCUCACCAAGGAACAGAUCUCGAAGAUCGUACCACCGACGCUGCUGAAGCGACACCAGCACUCGUUGCCCGCCUAUGAGGUCAACAGCUACAAGAAGCUAAAGGAAGAAGCGCAUCGUCGCCUCAACCCUCAACUGCCACCUGCAAAGCCUAAGAUCCCGAGAGGGCAACAGAAGCGCUACCUGCAGGAGUUUCAGGACGCUAAGGCUGCUGGAAAGUUCGCACAUCUGAGCGAAGAAACACUCAAGCAGCUCGAGGAGGAAGUUAAGGCUGCCGCAACAGACGCUGAGAAGGCCCCACAGCUCCAAGAGUUCCUACAAGCCACCCAAGAGGAGGCAGGCUCCAGCGAAGCUUGCUCGCCGGAACAUCUACAGCCUCGUCCUCAGGACGCGCCCGCAUCUGAUCAGUCGUCUGCUGCUCCCGUUGAGGAAGUAAUCCCACCUCCCCCCGAGUUUCCCUCUGACCCGUGGCAAGCUUUCAUCGACUACAUGGCUGCGAAACCUGAAGCCACGCUGCCCAUCCCGGGCUCCGAGGGUCGAGUCCUCGAGCGCGGCAAAUACAAGGGCAAGGGCAUCGCCGUCUUCACCAGCGGCGGCGACUCAUUUCGUAUUAGUAGCAGUAACGUGUUGCAGGGCAUGAACGCAGCCGUGCGUGCCGUGGUCAGAAUGGGACUGUACGUGGGCGCGCGCGUUUUCUUCAUCCGUGAAGGCUACCAGGGCAUGGUGGAUGGCGGGGACGCCAUCUGUGAAGCCUCAUGGUCUUCCGUGUCCGGUAUCAUACAUAAGGGCGGUACUGUGAUCGGAUCAGCUCGUUGCAAGGACUUCAGAGAGCGCAGUGGUCGACUGAAGGCCGCUAAGAACCUCAUCAACAACGGCAUUACGAACCUGUGCGUGAUAGGCGGAGACGGCUCCCUCACCGGCGCCAACCUCUUCAAGGAUGACUGGCCCGCCCUCCUGCAGAUUCUUGUCAAGAACGGUGAGAUCACUGAGGAGCAAAGCUUGAAGCACUCGCAUCUGAACAUCGUUGGCAUGGUAGGCUCAAUUGACAACGACUUUUGUGGCACGGAUAUGACCAUCGGCACGGACUCUGCCCUGCACCGUAUCAUGGAGGCCGUCGAUGCCAUCGCGGCCACGGCCUACAGUCACCAGCGCUGCUUCAUCCUCGAGGUCAUGGGACGACACUGCGGUUACCUGGCGUUGGUUGCCGGCCUCACGUCCGAGGCCGACUACAUUUUUAUCCCAGAAUAUCCGCCUCCGCAGAACUGGGAGGACAAACUCUGUGAUAAGCUGCAGCAGGAGCGAGCAAUGGGCCAGCGUUUGAACAUCAUCAUCGUGGCUGAAGGCGCGAUCGACCAGCAAGGCCAGCCCAUCUCUGCUGAAGAUGUCAGGAAGGUUAUCGUCAACAAGUUGGGAAUGGACACGCGGAUCACGGUGCUUGGCCACGUGCAGCGCGGUGGUGCUCCUUCCGCCUUCGAUAGGCUUCUCGGUUGCCGCAUGGGAGCUGAGGCCGUUCUUACGCUCAUGGAGGCGACGCCUGAGUCAGAACCUUGCGUGGUGUCGCUGGACGGCAAUCAGACGGUGCGCGUGCCUCUGGUGGGCUGUGUGCUCAAGACGCAGGCUGUGGCGCGGGCCAUGCACGACCAUCAGUGGGAGGAAGCCGUCAAGAUGAGGGGACGAAGCUUCGCUCGCAACCUCGAGACCUACAAGAUGCUCACCCGCCUCAAGCCUCCCAAACCUGCUGAGGGAGAUAAGGCGAAUGGUGGUACAGCUACUCUCAAGAGGCAAGACACGCUCUGGAACAGAGACAGCAGCCACGGCGGCUACAACCUGGCCGUGAUUCACGUGGGUGCCCCCGCCUGCGGGAUGAACGCAGCGGUGCGGUCGUUCGUACGUAACAGCAUAUACCGCGGCGACACCGUCUACGGCAUACACGACGGCUUCGAUGGCCUCAUCGAAGGAAACGUAAAGGAGAUGUCCUGGGCAGAGGUGACCGGUUGGAUCGGCCAGGGUGGUGCCUUUUUGGGAACCAAACGCUCUCUGCCGGAAAAGAAUCUCGAAGUGGUGGCAGAAAGGUUCCGGGAAUAUAAGCUUCACUCGUUGUUGCUCAUCGGAGGUUUUGAAGCAUACAAUAGCUUGGUGCAGCUCUACGAAGCUCGAGGAAAAUAUAAGGAGUUCUGCAUCCCCAUGGUGGUCAUCCCUGCUACGAUCAGCAACAACGUGCCUGGCUCCGACUUUAGUCUUGGCUGCGACACAGCGCUCAACGAGAUCGUUGAGAUAUGUGACCGCAUUCGGCAGUCAGCGCAAGGUACCAAGCGACGUGUGUUUGUCGUCGAGACCAUGGGUGGUUACAGCGGCUACCUCGCUACUCUAGCUGGUCUCGCAGGCGGUGCUGAUGCCGCAUACAUCUAUGAGGAGCCUUUUGGCAUCCAGGAGCUGCAGCUGGACGUGUGCCACAUGGCCGCCAAGAUGGCGGAGGGUGUGCAGCGCGGACUAGUGCUCCGCAAUGAAAAUGCCAACGAAAAUUACACUACAGACUUCAUUUACAGGCUCUUCUCGGAGGAAGGCAAAGGCCUCUUCAGCUGCAGACAAAACAUUCUAGGUCACAUGCAGCAAGGCGGCUCCCCUAGCGUCUUCGACCGCAACAUGGGCACGAAGAUGGCUGCUAAGUGCGUCACGUGGCUGAUGGACACCAUGGCCAAGUAUCGCAAGGAAGAUGGAACUGUCUAUUGUGACGAUGCCAACACCGCUGUCCUGCUGGGUCUUCAGGGCAGGUCUUAUGGGUUCAAGCCGGUAUCAGAGCUGAAGGCCCUGACUGACUGGGAACGCCGCAUCCCCAAGUCCCAGUGGUGGAUGUUCAUGCGUCCUCUGCUCAGAAUCCUGGCGAAACAUGAGGCUGCCUACCAGGAGCAAGGCAUAAACGUCAAGGAGGUCGAGGAGGCGCUUGACUAAACCUCUGCCCUUGAAUAAUCAAGACAUUGUUAGUGCUAUGCUUCUAUAAGUUGAAUUAGAAUUUCCUUUCUUUGAAAAAUUACAGCAUUAUGAUAGUAGAGUAGAAAAGGUCAUUGAAUGUUUUAUUGUAGGUAACUUUUGAGUUGUAGUCUAUUAUAAUUACUGUUGCAAUACUUGAACAAUGCCAUGUAUGAGACUAUUGGAAACAACUUUAUGUAUCAUUGCACCCGACUUUAUUGGUGGCUGUGUGCUCGCUAAUGUGGUGCAAUGUUAGCUGCUAGUCAUCUUGUACAUUUGUGGGAAGAGCAGCUGGUAUAAGUGGGGAAAUUAUAUCAUUUGUUUAAGUUACUCUUAUCCAAUUUCUGAUGGUCACAAAUUAAGCCUCUGUGUUAAUUAUUGUAGAAUGUUAUAUCUUCCUGAUUCUAUUUGGUUUGUUUCGGAAUUUUCGUUGAGUUGUCUCAGGCUUCACGUGAUCAAUUUUGCUUCUAAGAUGUGCAGUAUUGUGCGUUGUUGCUAGAGUCGCAGCAUGGCUUCUUGUUACUAACGGCAAUUUUAGUCUUCAGCGAAUUUUCUUGGAUUUAUUUACUUUGAGGAGACAUUUUCUGUGAACUCAAUAAUAUCACAAUACUUAUGUUUAAAUUCUAGAGGUGGCUUAAUAUAUAACAGUUGGAGCUGUUACCGUGUGCAAUGUUCGAUUAAGAUGCGAAAAUAAUAUAUAUAUUAUUAAUUGAAUUUACCCUAUCUAUUACUUUGUUUCUUUAUGAUUUUCAGUUGCUUAUUGUUUGUUUAGGUUUUGGAUUUUUGCUCUGAGUUGUGGUGGGUAGUAGUCAAGGCGACUCCAAUUUCAUUAAUACAUAUACCCGUGGAAAGAGCUAGGCUAGAAAUCGAAAGUAACCUGGAUUUAAAGAGGUCUCUAAGCAUCGUUGAUCAUCUAGAGAAAUUGAAAUCCCAUGCCCUGAGCAAUGCUAUUUUUUUCAACUUUCAUCCAAAUGUUUGAUUUCUUUUCGUCGUGCUCAUAUAUAUCGAAGGAGGUAAAAAUUUCAUGUAAGCUAUCUAGUUACAGUAAAAAUUUGAGCUUUAUGUUAUCAUAACUGAUAUUCUGAUGGAUAUUAGUAAACUCUUGAUUGGA
Molecule: messenger RNA, 4372 nt
Organism: Hyalella azteca
Lineage: Eukaryota; Metazoa; Arthropoda; Malacostraca; Amphipoda; Hyalellidae
Gene: Pfk
Product: ATP-dependent 6-phosphofructokinase-like
Biological process (GO): canonical glycolysis; fructose 6-phosphate metabolic process; fructose 1,6-bisphosphate metabolic process
Cellular component (GO): 6-phosphofructokinase complex; cytoplasm
Molecular function (GO): AMP binding; monosaccharide binding; identical protein binding
Source: RefSeq, a predicted model, not a curated record